Molecule: messenger RNA, 2658 nt
Organism: Mauremys mutica (yellowpond turtle)
Lineage: Eukaryota; Metazoa; Chordata; Testudines; Geoemydidae
Product: extracellular matrix protein A-like
Exons: 2
Coding region: 1-2658 (885 amino acids)
Source: RefSeq, a predicted model, not a curated record
AUGGAACCUAGCACAGAAUCUGAGCCAGAAAAGCCCUCUUGGGUCCACUCUGCCUCAUUGACUGCCAAGGGGCCGUGCGGCACUGGUUCCUGCGAUGCCAAGGGGCCGUGCGGCACUGGUUCCUGUGAAGCCAAGGGGCCGGGCGGCACUGGUUCCUGCGAUGCCAAGGGGCCGUGCGGCACUGGUUCCUGUGAAGCCAAGGGGCCGUGCGGCACUGGUUCCUGCGAUGCCAAGGGGCAGUGCGGCACUGGUUCCUGCGAUGCCAAGGGGCCGUGCGGCACUGGUUCCUGCGAUGCCAAGGGGCCGUGCGGCACUGGUUCCUGUGAAGCCAAGGGGCCGUGCGGCACUGGUUCCUGCGAUGCCAAGGGGCCGUGCGGCACUGGUUCCUGUGAAGCCAAGGGGCCGUGCGGCACUGGUUCCUGCGAUGCCAAGGGGCCGUGCGGCACUGGUUCCUGCGAUGCCAAGGGGCCGUGCGGCACUGGUUCCUGUGAAGCCAAGGGACCGUGCGGCACUGGUUCCUGCGAUGCCAAGGGGCCGUGCGGCACUGGUUCCUGCGAUGCCAAGGGGCCGUGCGGCACUGGUUCCUGUGAAGCCAAGGGGCCGUGCGGCACUGGUUUCUGUGAAGCCAAGGGGCCGUGUGGCACUGGUUCCUGCGAUGCCAAGGGGCCGUGCGGCACUGGUUCCUGUGAAGCCAAGGGAACGUGCGGCACUGGUUCCUGCGAUGCCAAGGGGCCGUGCGGCACUGGUUCCUGCGAUGCCAAGGGGCCGUGCGGCACUGGUUCCUGUGAAGCCAAGGGGCCGUGCGGCACUGGUUCCUGUGAAGCCAAGAGAACCAAGAGAACGUGCGGCACUGGUUCCUGCGAUGCCAAGGGGCCGUGCGGCACUGGUUCCUGCGAAGCCAAGGGGCCGUGCGGCACUGGUUCCUGCGAUGCCAAGGGGCCGUGCGGCACUGGUUCCUGCGAUGCCAAGGGGCCGUGCGGCACUGGUUCCUGCGAUGCCAAGGGGCCGUGCGGCACUGGUUCCUGUGAAGCCAAAGGAACGUGCGGCACUGGUUCCUGCGAUGCCAAGGGGCCGUGCGGCACUGGUUCCUGUGAAGCCAAGGGGCCGUGCGGCACUGGUUCCUGCGAUGCAAAGGGGCCGUGCGGCACUGUUUCCUGUGAAGCCAAGGGAACGUGCGGCACUGGUUCCUGCGAUGCCAAGGGGCCGUGCGGCACUGUUUCCUGUGAAGCCAAGGGAACGUGCGGCACUGGUUCCUGCGAUGCCAAGGGGCCGUGCGGCACUGGUUCCUGCGAUGCCAAGGGGCCGUGCGGCACUGGUUCUUGCGAUGUCAAGGGAACGUGCGGCACUGGUUCCUGUGAUGCCAAGGGGCCGUGCGGCACUGGUUCUUGCGAUGCCAAGGGGCCGUGCGGCACUGGUUCUUGCGAUGCCAAGGAGCCGUGCGGCACUGGUUCCUGCGAUGCCAAGGGGCCGUGCGGCACUGGUUCCUGCGAUGCCAAGGGGCCUUGCGGCACUGGUUCCUGUGAAGCCAAGGGGCCGUGUGGCACUGGUUCCUGGGAUGCCAAGGGGUCGUGCGGCACUGGUUCCUGCGAUGCCAAGGGGCCGUGCGGCACUGGUUCCUGCGAUGCCAAGGGGCCGUGCGGCACUGGUUCCUGUGAAGCCAAGGGGCCGUGCGGCACUGGUUCCUGCGAUGCCAAGGGGCCGUGCGGCACUGGUUCCUGCGAUGCCAAGGGGGCGUGCGGCACUGGUUCCUGCGAUGCCAAGGGGCCGUGCGGCACUGGUUCCUGUGAAGCCAAGGGAAUGUGUGGCACUGGUUCCUGCGAUGCCAACGGGCCGUGCGGCACUGGUUCUUGCGAUGCCAAGGGAACAUGCGGCACUGGUUCCUGCGAUGCCAAGGGGCCGUGCGGCACUGGUUCUUGCGAUGCCAAGGGGCCGUGCGGCACUGGUUCUUGCGAUGCCAAGGAGCCGUGCGGCACUGGUUCCUGCGAUGCCAAGGGAACGUGCGGUACUGGUUCCUGCGAUGCCAAGGGGCCGUGCGGCACUGGUUCCUGUGAAGCCAAGGGGCCGUGCGGCACUGGUUCCUGCGAUGCCAAGGGGCCGUGCGGCACUGGUUCCUGUGAAGCCAAGGGAACGUGCGGCACUGGUUCCUGCGAUGCCAAGGGGCCGUGUGGCACUGGUUCCUGCGAUGCCAACGGGCCGUGCGGCACUGGUUCUUGCGAUGCCAAGGGAACAUGCGGCACUGGUUCCUGCGAUGCCAAGGGGCCGUGCGGCACUGGUUCUUGCGAUGCCAAGGGGCCGUGCGGCACUGGUUCUUGCGAUGCCAAGGAGCCGUGCGGCACUGGUUCCUGCGAUGCCAAGGGAACAUGCGGUACUGGUUCCUGCGAUGCCAAGGGGCCGUGCGGCACUGGUUCCUGUGAAGCCAAGGGGCCGUGCGGCACUGGUUCCUGCGAUGCCAAGGGGCCGUGCGGCACUGGUUCCUGCGAUGCCAAGGGGCCGUGCGGCACUGGUUCCUGCGAUGCCAAGGGGCCGUGCGGCACUGGUUCCUGCGAUGCCAAGGGGCCGUGCGGCACUGGUUCCUGCGAUGCCAAGGGGCCGUGUGGCACUGGUUCCUGCGAUGCCAAGGGGCCGUGCGGCACUGAUUCCUGUGAUGCAGUUUCCUAA